This is a messenger RNA of Eruca vesicaria subsp. sativa (arugula), 459 nucleotides long. NCBI's taxonomy places the organism in Eukaryota, Viridiplantae, Streptophyta, Magnoliopsida, Brassicales, Brassicaceae. The record is from the annotation of a GenBank genome assembly.
AUGAGUCGGGAGGACUCUCCCACCGCCGCUCUGCUUUGUUCAUCGGAGAUAAUCUCCGUUGAACUCAUGUAUUACCGCCGACGGACAAGUCAUACGGAUGGCUCUGUCAAAGCUUGUCAAUCUGCUAUGGAGCAUAAUGUUUAUCACUUGAGCUCUCUCUUUCUUCUACAAGUUAGAGCUGAGCCCAAAAUCUUCUCGAGUUUUGCUCCCCUCCAUUUCCGGUACCAGAUCCGUAGCAUCCUCCGACCAGAUCCAAGUUUGUUCGGCAAACUUACACCAACCUUGACAACCUUACAAUCAUGCCUUUAUCUGUUUGUGAGUUUGAUGUCCGAUGUAGGUGGGAAUCCACUCCGGCGUCCAGCUUUCAGCCAUCUGUUUGUGAAUCUGAUAUCCGAUGUAGGUGGGAGUCCACUCCGGCGUUCAGGUUUGAACCACCCGAAACUAAGUUCAAGCGACUAG